Molecule: messenger RNA, 874 nt
Organism: Eptesicus fuscus (big brown bat)
Lineage: Eukaryota; Metazoa; Chordata; Mammalia; Chiroptera; Vespertilionidae
Gene: MDK
Product: midkine
Exons: 5
Coding region: 167-598 (143 amino acids)
Molecular function (GO): growth factor activity
Source: RefSeq, a predicted model, not a curated record
AAAGAGAAGUGGGGCAGGGGCAGGACUGGAUUCUUAGGUCUACUUGCCCUGUGGCCUCGGGCAAGCCCCCUCCCCCAGGCCUCAGUGGCUUUCGCUGUUUAGGGGGGUCGGGUGAGGUGAUCCCCAGCUCCCAGGGUGGGCAUGUGCUGCUGCCGCCGAAGCCAGGAUGCAGCACCGAGGCUUCCUCCUCCUCGCCCUCCUCACCCUGCUGGCGCUCACCUCCGCGGCGGCCAAAAAGAAAGACAAAGUGAAGAAGGGUGGCCCCGGGAGCGAAUGCGCGGAGUGGACCUGGGGGCCCUGCACCCCCAGCAGCAAGGACUGCGGGGCGGGGUUCCGCGAAGGGACCUGCGGGGCCCAGACUCAGCGCGUCCGGUGCCGGGUGCCGUGUAACUGGAAGAAGGAGUUCGGAGCCGACUGCAAGUACAAGUUUGAGAGCUGGGGCUCGUGCGACGGGAGCUCGGGCACCAGAGCCCGCCAAGGCACCCUGAAGAAGGCGCGCUACAAUGCCCAGUGCCAGGAGACCAUCCGCGUCACCAAGCCCUGUGCCCCCAAGACCAAAGCCAAGGCCAAAGCCAAGAAAGGGAAGGGAAAGGACUAGAGGCCAGGCCUGAAUGCCAAAGAGCCCCUGGCCCACGGCCUCCCUCCCCCGGCCCCAGAGUAACCCACCAGUGCCUUUUGUGACUCUUCAGCUUUAUCAAUCAUGCCCGCCCUGUCCCUUUCCGCUCCCCCACCCCCCAAGUGCCCACAGUGGGGAGGGACAAGGGAUUCUGGCAGCGUGAGCCUCCCCCAAAGGAAUCUGAUUCCCAUUCCCCUGUUGUUCUUACCCACAAAGAUGCCAUUGCUAAAAAAAACAAAUAAAACUCAUUUUCUCCCA